This is a messenger RNA of Branchiostoma belcheri (Belcher's lancelet), 1198 nucleotides long. Its product is annotated as L-threonine ammonia-lyase-like. The record is from RefSeq and is a predicted model, not a curated record. Gene Ontology annotation, molecular function: L-serine ammonia-lyase activity; threonine deaminase activity; pyridoxal phosphate binding. Bases 1 to 984 code for a protein of 327 amino acids. The transcript is spliced from 6 exons. Gene Ontology annotation, biological process: L-threonine catabolic process; L-serine catabolic process. NCBI's taxonomy places the organism in Eukaryota, Metazoa, Chordata, Leptocardii, Amphioxiformes, Branchiostomatidae.
AUGUAUGACCCUGAGGCUGGUCUCCUGACCCUGGAUCAGAUCACCUGUGCGAGACAGGUGCUGCAGACCAGCGGUCUGUGUUACCACACCCCCGUACUGCACCAUGUACAGACCCUGUGUGGGCUGGACACAGACAUAGAUCUGUACCUUAAGCUGGAGAACAUGCAGAACACAGGAUCCUUUAAGAUCCGAGGAGUGGUGAACCAGAUGGCUCACAUCCCCGCCACGGCGGCCCGAGGACAGACGCAUCUCAUCAGCAUGUCUGCAGGGAACUUUGGGAAGGCGUUUGCCUACAUGGUGCAGCAGCAGGGUCUGAAGGGGACAGUGUUCAUGCCUGAUACUGCACCAGCAAACAGGGCUGAGCUCAUCAAGAGCUAUGGCUUAGAUGUAGAGAGGAUGCCCACCUCUGAGCUGCAGCCAGCUGUAGACAGGUGUGUGAGGGAGAGACAGAUGCACUACCUGCACCCGUUUGAUGAUAUCAACCUCAUGGCAGGACAUGGCAGUGUGGGACUUGAGAUUCUGGAGGACGUUCCCUACCCUGACGUGGUGGUGGUGUGCUGCGGAGGGGGAGGUUUGCUAGGUGGAACGGCCGCAGCGAUCAAGCUGUCUGGACGGAACAACACGAGAGUGUACGGGGUGGAACCAGAGGGGGCGCCCUCUAUGUUUGAAAGCAGAAAGGCAGGGAAACCUGUGGGAGUCCAGGUGAAGACUGUAGCAGCAGGACUGGCUCCUCCAUAUGCAGGUCCGAAUGCCUACAAACAUAACGUGGCAUUUGUAGAGGAUGUGGUCCUGGUCAGCGAUGAUGAGAUUGUGGCGGCGGUGCGGCGGUUGUUUUCUCGUGGACUCGUGGUAGAGCCAUCGGGCGCAGCGGCCUUCGCGGCUCUGAUGUCUGGGAAAAUUCCGGACAUGAAGGGGAGGAAGGUUGUUGUUGUGAUAACCGGAGGGAACGUCACGACUCAAGAACUGAACAACAUCUGUGGAUAACACUUGUUUCGGAAGUUCAGUCAAAACUGCUCAAAAACACUUAGUUAUGUUUACCGAAGAAAAAACAUAUUCUUUUUGCUCUGUUUCUUCUUCCUCUUCUCUAAACAGUAACCUCAAUGACCUGAGGCUGAACCAAUGUUGUGUCUGUCACCAUGGUAACAAGUGUUGGGUUACAUCAUGUUGCAAUUUUAUAGCAGGAGCGAUUUAGACUCCU